AUGUCUUCUCCAGUUAUGAAAUCCUCCAGAAAAAAUUUAAUUUUUUUUUGGAACGUUUUUGGAAACGUGUCGAAAGAGGGAGUUAAAAGAAUUGCUGGAAAAUCCGGAUGUUGUUAUAAAAAAAGGACUCCUCCGCCUCCCCAUCUCCACUUAACAAAAAGUUUUGAUUAUUUAAAAUUUUUCAAUGAUUCCAGCAUGUCUGCCGAAGCCAAAUAA
This is a messenger RNA of Pediculus humanus corporis (human body louse), 216 nucleotides long. RefSeq lists its product as uncharacterized. The transcript is spliced from 4 exons. NCBI's taxonomy places the organism in Eukaryota, Metazoa, Arthropoda, Insecta, Psocodea, Pediculidae. The record is from RefSeq and is a predicted model, not a curated record. Bases 1 to 216 code for a protein of 71 amino acids.